Spodoptera litura is the source of this 2849-nucleotide messenger RNA. RefSeq names its product 4-vinylanisole receptor. Gene Ontology annotation, biological process: sensory perception of smell; detection of chemical stimulus involved in sensory perception of smell. Gene Ontology annotation, molecular function: odorant binding; olfactory receptor activity. NCBI's taxonomy places the organism in Eukaryota, Metazoa, Arthropoda, Insecta, Lepidoptera, Noctuidae. The record is from RefSeq and is a predicted model, not a curated record. Gene Ontology annotation, cellular component: plasma membrane.
UUGUAUAUUCAUGUAGUCAAACAUUUCUGCGUCAACCUGUCAUGUUUGGGCAAUCCUCAAUAUAUAUAUUAUAUAUUUGUUUUCAAUGCUCUUUACUGCCUUUUUAGGCUUAUUCUCUUAUUUGUGAAGGGAGAAGGGACUUAUUUCCAUUACCAAUAUUUUUAUAUUUAAUUAGUACAACGACAAAACGUAGGUAAGUACGCAGCAAUCAAAUAAUGAAACAUACAUAUUUGAUGAAGGGCCAAUUCCCUCAAAUCAGUUUGUUUACAGUACUUAUUAGCCAAACUACUUAAUUGACUGAGGAUACAUAUUAUCGUGUCAUUAAUUUAAUUGAAAUGUCGCAAAAUUAACACCCUCGUGGUUUGUAAGCUACAGUAUGAUUUUAUAAAUACCUAUUUCGUUUCAUUUAUUUUAAUUUCGAGUAUACAUACUUCAUUGAGUCCUAAAUUGGAUUACUUAUAAGACGCCACGUAAGACGAUUUAAAUGAUGACGGGAAAACGUAUACAGAGAGUACCUAAGGUGAUUAAUUUUUCUGUAUGUGGCUACUUCAGUAUCAUGUCAGCCACAAGACACUGAUAUUCCUUCGCUGAACAUAGGCCUCACCCAACGACUAACAGCUAAAAGACUAGCUGGUUGCAAAGAGCCUGCAUCCUGAUUUCAGUGGCAUCCUGCAACCUCUAGUAUGUCAACGGACUCGUGCAUCGAGAAAAUGUUCGUCCGAUCAAUAUCGUUGGUUUCAUACACAUCAUUUUUAACUAUAUCAUGUCGCAAAUGGAGCACGCUGUAGCUAUUUAGUUAAUUAAUUAUGUACUUACACUUAAGUAGCCUAAGUAGGUGCUAUUUUAUAGUGACAUAUUAAGUUAAUUAACUAUUUUGACUAACAAGUCCAUUUGAGGAAACAGAUUGGAGUUAUCAACAACUGAACUGUAAUACCAUCUGAAAAUGGAAGAUAAUGUAGCAUACUCUACGUUUCAAGGGUUUAGGCCUCACUUUGAUGCAUUAGCCAGGGUCGGUUAUUUCAAAAUAGUUCUAAAACCCAUUUCUUCUUUGAAACGAUUCUUUCACAACGUCUAUCGUUUUAUAUCGUGGAGUUUAAUUCUUACGUACAAUUUGCAGCAUGUUAUAAGAGUAGUUAAGGUCCGCCACAGCACCAAUCUGAUAGUGGACACACUGUUCAUUUUGUUAACAACUCUGAACACGUUGGGGAAGCAAACUGCCUUCAAUCUGAGGUCUCGUCGCAUUGAUGACAUCAUCAGUAUCAUUAAUGGACCAAUCUUCGCAGCAAGUAAACCAUAUCAUGUGGAAGUUUUGAAACAGAAUGCGUUGGUGAUGUCCCGGCUGCUGACUUUGUAUCAUGGCGCCAUAUUUACUUGCGGCACUCUGUGGACCGUGUUCCCGGUUGUUAAUAGAGCCCUUGGCAAAGAAGUACAAUUUACUGGCUACUUUCCAUUCGAAACAACAAGCACGUUAGCAUUCUCGCUGGCAUUGGCCUACAUGACCGUUCUGAUAACUUUCCAAGCUUAUGGAAACGUAACAAUGGAUUGCACGAUCGUAGCGUUCUAUGCACAAGCCAAGAUACAAUUACAGAUGUUGCGGUAUAAUCUCGAACAACUUGUGGUAUAUAGCAAUACUAAGAAGUUCGAUUCAAUAAAAAACCAAUACAGAGACGAAGGAGAAGAGAAGACAGAACUGCAGGAAAGAUUGAAGAAAUGUGUGAGACAUUAUAAUCAAAUUGUAAGAUUUGCAAAAGAAGUUGAGUCGAUAUUUGGUGAAGCAAUGGUCGUACAGUUCUUUGUGAUGGCUUGGGUCAUAUGCAUGACGGUCUACAAAAUUGUCGGUUUAAGCAUAUGUUCUGCGGAGUUUGUAUCGAUGGCCGUGUAUUUGGGUUGCAUGUUAGCCCAGUUGUUUAUUUACUGCUAUUUUGGGACGCAACUCAAAGUUGAGAGUGAGUUAGUAAAUCAAUCAAUAUACUGCUGUGAUUGGUUGUGCCUGUCGCCUCAGUUUCGAAGACAAUUGCUUGUGAUGAUGCAGUGCUGUGGUCGGCCACUGGCUCCCCGCACUGCCUACGUCAUCCCCAUGUCUUUGGAUACUUACAUACACGUGCUGAGAUCUUCAUAUACAUUGUUUACGUUCUUGAAUCGCUAGAGGGCUUUUUAUUUUACGUCACCAAACAAAAUAUAAGUCAUCGUUUUAAACAAAUUAGGUGUUAAAGUAAAUCUAGAAGGGUUUAGAAUAAAACUAGAGAUAGAAAGAAGCGGGGAAGCACAGAAGAGCGGGGUUGUUGAAAUGAUUUCAUUGCAAUUUAUCGCAAGAUGAAAACAUCACAAUACUGCGAGUUCUUGACUUUUAUUCUUGUGAUCUCAGCACAGAAUAGUAUUAGAGGUCGCUCGUAAAAUUGACCACCGUUUGAUUCAUUGCGCCUAUUUACUGCCGUUUUAUGGCCCAACGCUGCCUGAAGUAAACCGUAGUCGAUCUGAAAUUCCAGCAUUGUUCUCUAGUUGCUUCUUACACCGGUUGCGUACGUACACUACUUACUAGUUCUAAUUUAUUAAUUGCGACUCGACGUAACGCCUCUAACACGAGCUUACGUAGAUACAAAGCUAUUUAGGCGUCACGACGCAAAAGAAAGCACCAUUGUUUUGUCUGAAAAAUAAACAUAAAACACUAUAAAUAAAUAUCGGUGUUUUAUUUAUUGGUCGCAGCAUUUCCACAAUCUGGUAGGCGCCAUAAUUAUUUUAAGCACAGUUUCUUGAGCGAAUCGCUUAACUUUUGUGUGAGGUACGUACGGUGUGACUCACGCGGACUCCGCCAGACAAUCCAGGAGCCCGAAUCGGCGAAACCCGCCUCU